Molecule: messenger RNA, 5383 nt
Organism: Scylla paramamosain (green mud crab)
Lineage: Eukaryota; Metazoa; Arthropoda; Malacostraca; Decapoda; Portunidae
Product: dipeptidyl aminopeptidase-like protein 6
Exons: 20
Coding region: 1955-3916 (653 amino acids)
Biological process (GO): proteolysis
Cellular component (GO): plasma membrane
Molecular function (GO): dipeptidyl-peptidase activity
Source: RefSeq, a predicted model, not a curated record
CACUCAAACCGAUUAAAUACAACAGCGUGAGUCAAUUCAAAUAACGAGGAAAAUAAUAGAAGCGAGAAGGAGGGACAGAAGAAGAGAGGGGGAAGGAGGGAGAGAAGGAGAAAGGGAGGGAGGGAGAAGGAAUAGCGAUAGUAAUUAAGGAUGUGAGCGAAAAGACGUGACUAAAAGAAAGAGAGAGACAUAGAGAAAGGAAAAAAAAAUAGAGAUGACUUAAAAAAAGACGAACAUAAAGAGAGACAGAGGAGAAAGACAGACGUAACAAGAUAAAUAGAGAAGCAUACAGAAAGAAAGUAAAAAAAUAACUACAACAAAAAAAAAGAGAGACAUAGAUAGCGAGGGAAAAAUAGGUAACCAGCUAUAAAAAGACUUUGAAAGAGGAGAAAAAAAAUAGAAAAGACAUCCGUACAAGUAAGACUAUAUAAGAAAAGGUGUCACGUCGGUGUGUCUUUGUGCCAAGACGGCGAGGAGGUGACAAAGUUAGUGCCAAAUGAACAAGGGAUGGAUAUGCGGAGUGCCAAUGGCGGCGGCGUGGACAGUGCCAGGGACGAGGGAGAGGCAAGACAGAGAACACGGCAAGCAAGUGAUCUAGUGGUGCCAGUGUGACGUGGGGAGUGCAAAAGUGACCUAAACGUGACUCAGUGUGAUAUAGAAGAUGAACAGUGACAGACGGGUGAACCUUUAUUGCAAAGGGACAGUGCCACCCACCAGGAAGUGACGGACAGUAGUGCCUUGACCGAGAACCAAUACAAUCAAAACAACAGCAAUAAUCAUAAUUAAUAACCAAAAUAAUAAUAAGUGUUUCUGAAAAAAAAGUGAACGCAACGAACGAAAAAAAAAAAAAAGAAGUUCCACAACAAAACAAAAGCACCAGAUUACGUUUUAAAGGAAAGGAAAACAAAUGAAAACCAAACCAAACUCGUAACCUUAAAGGAACGAGUGAGACAUGACGUUCCUUUAGCAAUAAUGUGGUGCCAUCAGAACCAUACCCUCCCUCCCCCUCCUCCUCCUCCCUCCUCACCUUGAAUCCUUGACAAACGGAGAAAAGGAGGAAAGAAGAGCAAGGAACAGAACAUAAAGCAAACACGAGUGAGAGAGAGAGAAAGAGUGAGAGAGAAACAGAGAGACAAAACAGAGAGCAAGUGUAUGAGAGAGAAGAGAGAGGACGAGAGAGAGAGAGAGAGAGAGAGAGAGAGAGAGAGAGAGAGAGAGAGAGAGAGAGAGAGAGAGAGAGAGAGAGAGAGAGAGAGAUAGAGAGAUAGAGAGAGAAUUGUGACGCAGUGCAGAGAAAGUGGACGGAAGGUGGGUUGUGUCUAAUAGAAAUGAAAAGCUUCCUCAGACUAUAGGAAGUGAGGCAGGGAGGAGAGGAGGAGGAGAAGGAGGAGGAGGAGGAGGAGGAGGAGGAGGAGGAGGAGGAGGAGGAGGAGGAGGAGGAGGAGGAGUUAGUGGAGAAAGAGAGGUGGAGGACGAGGCGGAGGAAGAAGAGGAGGAGGACGAAGACAAAAGAGAAAGAUAGCAUUAAUAUAGAAAACAGCAAAUAGAAGGAGGAGGAGGAGGAGGAGGAGGAGGAGGAGGAGGAGGAGGAGGAGGAGGAGGAGGAGGAGGAGGAGGAGGAGUAGGAGGAGGAGGAGGAGAGACAACAAAAUACAAAAGGAAAAGGAAGUGCGCGAGUGUCGGGAAAAGAGAGACACUUCUGAGGUGAAGAAGCAAACUGGACGAGGGAACUUUUUUCGGAAAAGAGAAAGAGAAAGAAAGAAACAGACACAGAAACAGGAGAGGAAGGACAGAAGAAGAAGAAGAAGAAGAAGAAGAAGAAGAAGAAGAAGAAGAAGAAGAAGAAGAAGAAGAAGAAGAAGAAGAGGAAGGGGAGAAGGAUAAAUAAUUUUCUUCAGUAAAAGGAGCGUCUACGGGGCGCUAAAAUUUUCCAAUAUGGAGUCGUAGACGGAGGAUGCUCGCCAACAGCAUGGAACAAAAUGAAUGGAAAGUUCCCCCCGACAACACGGUCCAAGUGGUGGACCCUAUGGGCAUGAAUGAGAGCUGGGUAGAGUAUCUUGAAUAUCUGCGGAAGAAGGAGGAGAGGCCUGAAGGUCCCAAGAGGAACUGGAUAGGCAUCUUCAUCUCGCUGGGCAUCAUCAGCUUUGUGCUCAUCAUGGUUACCAUCGCCACCUUCAUCGUGGGAGACCCGCCGCCGCUGUUCUACGGGCGGCGCAUCGUCAUCACAGACCUCCAGGACCCUAUGCUCAUGGCCUCACCCAUGGGCACGCAGUGGGUGGCAAAUGACCAGCUGGCGUACUUGUCAGAAGGGCAAGGGAUACGCAUGCUCAACACACGCUCCAGGCUCAACAUCACUCUCGUCACCAACAUUGCCCUGCACCAGACGGGCGCCGAGGAGUUUUCUGUGUCGUCUGACCUUCGCUACGUGCUACUCGUGCAUGACGUCAUCAAGGGUCGCCUGUACACGCGGACAGCAGAAUACAGCAUCUACGACGUCACCACUGACCACUACUACCCACUCAAGCUGUGGCGCCAUGACGUGGAACAGCCGAGGUUCCAGCACGUGGCCUGGGUGGGCAAUACCGGGUCUGCGAUGGUGGUGGUACACGAGGCCAACUUGUACCUGCUCCCGGGGCCCAACAUGAACCCCGUCACCUUAACCAACGAUGCCAAGCCAGACCUUCUAUACAACGGUGUUCCUGAUAUACUGUAUGAGGAGAUCCUGGGCCGGAACAACGCGGUGUGGCCGAGUCCCACCGGCGAGUACCUCAUCGCGGCGUCCUUCAACGAGUCAGGAGUGAGGGAGCUGCCCGUCCUGGUGUACUCCGAGAACGUGUACCCGACCAUCCACAACCUACGAUACCCAACAGUCAACACGCCCAUUCCUGAGGUGUGGCUGUGGAUUUACGACCUUAAAAGUAACAAAAUACCACGACCAAGAACUCGAUUAGUGCCUCCCGAACCCAUCACUCGAUCCCAUUACUUGGUCAGUGUGGGCUGGGUCAAUGGGUCAACAGCGUGGGUGUCGUGGGCGUCGAGGGACCAGAGUACCGCAGUCUUGGCCACCUGCGAGCAUCCCACAUGGAACUGUUCCCUGGUCCACGUCAACCACAAGGAGGGUGGCGGCGUGUCCCCUGUGGUCGGCUCUGUGGUGUGGGCUGGCAGCUGGGCCGUCUUUCCCUGGUCAGUGAAAACCCUGUCGGGUGCCUGGCACAACCAUGUGGCUCUGGUGGGCGCCAGGGAGGGCCGCCACGCCCCCCUCACCUUGGAGGACUACCACGUGACGGAGGUGAUCGGGUAUGACACCAACAGGAGCCUCGUCUACUUCAGGGGGUCGGUGCUGCGGAAUGGCGCGGGCAGACAGCAGGUGUACAGCGUGCAGAUGGAGGACCAGAAGGUGGCGUGCGUGACCUGCCAACUGGGCUGCCCCUACGUGGAGGCCGACCCCAACCCCGCCCUCACCUACAUGGUGGUGACUUGCCUGGGGACCAAUCUGCCCUCCUCACACCUCCUGCGCCUCGCCACUAACAAGACGCGCGCCUCUUCGACGCCCCUCCACAAGCAGGAACACUUGAGGAUCGCCCUCAAGGACCUAGCCCUCCCGGUGGUGACCUCCUUUGACGUGGGCCUGGAACCCGCCCUGCACGCCGCCGUCACCCUCACGCUGCCCCCGGGGUGGUCCAGCCAAGACGACACGCUCCUCUACCCGAUGGUCGUGCAGAUGAUCGGGCCGGGCGAGAAGGACGUGGAGGAGCCGCUGUGGCACCUGGGCUGGCGGGAGUACCUGUCAUCAGGCCACCAGGUCGCCCACGCCAAGGUGCAGCUGUGGGGAGGCGACCCGUCCACGAGGGCCUCCCACCCACACCCUGGCCAUGCACCAGGCGAAGGUGAUCAGGAAGAUGCUGGAGCAGUUUGACUUCCUGGACGGCAACAAUGUGGCAGUGUGGGGCUGGGGGUCCGGCGCCUCCCUCGCCCUAGAUGCCGCCGCCCUGGAGCCUUCUCUCAUCAAGUGUGUGGCCGCCGUCAACCCCGUGGUCGACUGGCGCGCCCACGGCUCGUUUUGGGCGGAGCGGCUUCUGGGGUCGUCCACCAGUGAAGGGUCAGGACGCCGAUACGAGGACAGCGAUCUGACCCGUCUGGCGCCCUCACUCGGCAAGGGACGGGUCCUGCUGGCACACGGCACCCGAGACCCCGCCGCCCCACCACGCCUUCCUGCUGGCCCACGCCCUCAUCUCCAGCGAGACCUACUUCACCCAUGUGGUCUACACUGAUGACGACUACAUGCUCGACCUCAACCGCUACCAUCUCAUCAACGCCUUCACCGAAUUCUUUUUCACUUGGCUCCACGAUCCCCUUACCUACGAGCUGCAGGAGGCCUGAGCCACCACGCCCACCCAGCCAGUCAGCCUGCCAGCGUGCCCGAGAGGAAAGUUCUGAGUGUCUACCUACCUCAACGCCUCCGCCUGCGCGUUGUCUCAGGUGGACGUUCGUGAUGCAGUAGAGGGAUGGAAAAUUAAUAUUACUUGUAGAUGUGUAGGAAGGACCCGUUUUGUAAUCCAGAGAGAAUACGAGCCGGAUCGCACGCGCGUACUACGUACCAACCAACGCCACACGUCAGGUAAACAAGGUGUCUCCGUCUCGCGGCCUGGAGCAAGUGUGGCGCCUCGUCCCCCGCCGCGGACUGUUCUUUGAUCACUUCUGCUCGUCCUGCCCUAAAUUUUCUACUAUGUAUAUAUUUGUGCCCACAGUCUAGUAUUUAUUUUAAGUUUCUUUGGUUUCUGAGAGAGAGAGAGAGAGAGAGAGAGAGAGAGAGAGAGAGAGAGAGAGGGAGAGAGACUGCUGCUUCGGUUUCCCUUGAAGCAGUGUGAAUCAUGUAAAUACGUAACACUGUUGUUCGCUCUGGUUGUUCAGAGUCUCACGAUUAGAAGAUAAAAUAGAUCGCAAGGAAUAAAAUUUAUGAAAAGUUUUCUCUAGAAAUGCAGUAUACAUACGCUUAGAUAUGAAAGGAGCGAACUUCACACAUGUACAUACUAAAGGUAGCGUUCCUCUAAUGUAUCUAUUUUUCUCUUGUAACUCAUUCCUGAUUAGCCAGAUUAGUGACUUUGUAUACAUAUAAUAUAUUUUCUUCUUCUCACAUUCAACUGAUCGAAAAUCUCUCGGGGAACGUACAGUACCUAUUACACUCCACGUUACAAGCCUCCCUGUAGCCUACAUUCUCGUCUUGGCCUUCAGUGCACAUCAGUCCUUAUUGACUUCUGGACAUUGUUACUCGCCUGUGUGAUGCAGUGUGUGUGUGUGUGUGAGUGUGUGUAAAACUUCUUUAUUUCAUGUCAUCUACACUCAAUCACAGGUCAAUCCUCCGGAAUAAAAACAAUAGAUAGGU